AUGUUGGAAGAUAAAUCUCACUCUCACAUUGUUUCUUGGGGAGUGACGGGAGAUACAUUUGUCGUUCAUGAUCAAACGGAAUUUUCAAAGAGUAUUUUACCACAACAUUUUAAACAUAAUAAUAUGGCCAGUUUUGUCAGACAAUUAAACAAAUAUGAUUUUCAUAAAAUAAAAAGUAAUGAAGAUGACGGGAGACCAUACAGCGAUCAGGCUUGGGAAUUUCAACAUCCGAAAUUUCAGUUGAAUCGAAAGGAUCUACUUGAAGAGAUAAAGAGGAAAAUCCCAACUCCACGUAACAAAAGGCAAAAUGGGACGUCCAUAAGAAGUGAAGAUAAACAGCCUCACUAUUUUCAAUUCCAAGAGGAAUGUAUUGCUGCAGCAACUCCAAAUGAUACAUCAACCUCCAUAAUACGACAACAACAACAACCACAGAAAUCCAUUAAUGGUAAUACAAAUGAUGUGCCAAUGCAUCAUUCUACUGAUCAUUCGAUUUCUCGGUCAUCAUCACCACCAUCUACACCAUCUGAUCUACAAUCUCAAGUAGAAAAUUUGACGGAAUUACAUGCCAAUUUAUCUGGUCACGUUAGCAAUCUAUCAAAAAAUUGUGGUACUAUUCUUGAAGAAAUCACAAACUUUAAAAGAAAUCUUGCUGAGCAAGAUGCUUUAUUUAGUAAUUUAUAUCAGAUUUUAACUAAUCAACUUAAUAAUAAUCAUAAUCAUAAUAAUCAUAAUGAUAACAAUAAUCAUAAUUCAGACCGAACGUUACGACCUAUCACAGAUAAUGGUCCGGGUGACCAUUCUCCUCCUAAUAGGAGAUAUUCGUCAAUAUCACCCAUAACUACUUCCACCACAACAAAUGGAUUUCAUGAUUCAAGCGAAUCUUUUAUAUCACAAGAAAAUCUGAUGUUAAAUUCAUUAAUACGAGCAAAUUCAUCUACCGCAACGACCGCGACACCGACAAUAACUGACAACAAUUCAGAUGAAACAUCAUCAAUAUUACCUUUGGUCAAUGGAAUGAGUGGGCUUUCUCAUCAAUUCACUAUGGGAACUUAUUCCAAUUCUCAACAAAUCAAUUUUAACUUAAACCCAUUUUCCACACCAAACCCUUCGCCCCCUAUACCUAACACCACAAAUCAUCGAAUGUUUAUUCGUGGUGAUAGAACUUCAAUGACUGUACCUAAUUGGUCCAUACAACCAAAAGUUUUAUUAGUGGAUGAUGAAGCAUCUAUUUUGGAAGGUGGUAGGCAAUUGCUACAAACAUACGGUUGCCAAUCUGAUACGGCUUCUGAUGGUUUAACCGCCGUUAGCAAAAUGCAAUUACAGCCAUAUGAUUUGGUUUUCAUGGAUGUUGUGAUGCCAAAUGGAUUGGACGGAUUAAACGUAGCACAACAAAUUCGACGGUUUAAUCAUACAACACCAAUAAUAGGGAUGAUUUCAAAUGAUCAAUCAAUUAGUUCAGCAUCGAAUGAUUCGGAUUAUUUGAAUUAUGGUAUGAAUGAUUUGUUACCAAAACCAUUCACGAGGCCAGGAAUUUAUGCUAAAAUAGACAAAUAUUGUAGUCAUUUAAAGGCUAAUAAUAUAUUGAUCUCUCCAUCACGAAAUGACGAUGGCGACUCUAUACAAAGGUCCUUCGGUAGUUUAAAUGGUUCUGCGGAAGAUAAUACACGUCAACAAUUACAACAAAGCGGGGUGACUGUUACAACUUCUGUAAACUAUUUAUCCGCUUCUCCUAUGGAUCUAUACCACCAUCAUCAAUUUAGUAGAGGUGGUGAUAUCGAUGAUUUAAUAAGUAAAGAAAAUAUAAGAAAGAGAGCAAAAUUUUCGUAA
Molecule: messenger RNA, 1827 nt
Organism: Funneliformis geosporum
Lineage: Eukaryota; Fungi; Glomeromycota; Glomeromycetes; Glomerales; Glomeraceae
Source: the annotation of a GenBank genome assembly